UUGGUUGUAGCGAACAGAGGGCAAAAAUCAAUAUAAAACCACUUUCCUUGGACACACCCACCAUACCAAAACACAAAGAUUUGAUCUUUUUAUUCGUAGUACUUCCCUCUCCCACUUCGGGAGAAGAGAAAAGGAAAAAGAAGAAACAGCCCAGCUGUUGGAACUUGCAUAGUGCACAAUAAACCAUAAACAUCACGGAAGGCAUUGAAGAGGGAGAAAGUACACUGUUAUCUUAGAGCGAGUUUAAAGAGCACUAAACAUCACAGACCACACAAGAAAUUGCAGAGAUAGAGAUAGAGAGAGAUGUUUGCAGCAGAGAAUGGGCUGAAAGGAGACCCAAGGCUUCAGGGAAUUUUUGAAGCCAUUAGAGUAAUUCCUCACUUCCCAAAACCAGGUAUAAUGUUCCAAGAUAUCACGACUUUGUUGUUGAAUCAUAAGGUCUUUAAGGACACUGUGGACAUUUUUGUUGAUAGAUACAAAGACAUGGGCAUCUCCGUUGUUGCUGGAAUCGAAGCGAGAGGAUUCAUGUUUGGUCCAUCAAUCGCCCUAGCUAUUGGUGCAAAGUUUGUUCCUUUACGCAAGCCUGGAAAAUUGCCAGGUGAACGAAUAUCGGUGUCUUAUGAAUUGGAGUAUGGACAAGAUCGUUUAGAGAUGCACGUUGGUGCAGUGGAGAAGGGGGAUCGUGCUGUUGUCAUUGAUGAUUUGGUUGCUACGGGUGGCACUCUUUCAGCUGCAAUAAAACUGCUAGAACAAAUGGGAGCUGAAGUCGUUGAAUGUGGCUGCGUUAUUGGCUUGCCCGAAGUUAAAGGGCAAAGCAGGCUAAAAGGAAGAUCAGUCUAUAUUCUUGUGGAACCCCGGGCGUUGGAAGAUUGUUUGUGAGAAACCAAAACCAAUAUGCUGGAUUCUAUAAAAGGAGACAUUACAUCUGGCCUAAAGCUUCUAGCUUCAAAAUCUUGGUAGCUGGAUUGAGUCUUUAGCUAGAUCACUUCUCAUGUGUACCUUUUAUUCAUUAUUACCCUUUUUUUUUUUUCAUUGCUUGGAUUUUCUUUGAAGAUGCAGUGGGAUUUGUGAAGCAUAGAAUCCUAAAUCAUGUCCAGAGAUAACUUUUCUUUUCAUAUAAGCCAUAAUGUGAUUCCUGUUGUUAUUCCUAUGCAUUUGAUGUGAUUCACAAUGA
Cuscuta epithymum is the source of this 1174-nucleotide messenger RNA. The record is from the annotation of a GenBank genome assembly. NCBI's taxonomy places the organism in Eukaryota, Viridiplantae, Streptophyta, Magnoliopsida, Solanales, Convolvulaceae.